Acaulospora colombiana is the source of this 252-nucleotide messenger RNA. Lineage: Eukaryota; Fungi; Glomeromycota; Glomeromycetes; Diversisporales; Acaulosporaceae. The record is from the annotation of a GenBank genome assembly.
UCCUCUAUUUGGGAAUCGCCGAGUGUGUGUACUGGUCCAAGACGCUUCGAUUUCCUUGAGAACAGUUUCGAAGGUCUAAGGAGGAAAAAGUACGAGACAGGCGACUUGUCAAAAAUAGACGCCAGUGCACCUAAAGACAUACUUUUCGAUGACGAGUCAGGCCAGCCUGAGAACCUCCUAGAUCAGUUCAAAAGUUCACCUGGCGAGUUGAGCGACGACUUGCUCCAAGCAUGCCUAUGGAACUUCGCAUAA